AUGCAAGAUUUAUGUAAUUCUUCUCUAACCCUUGCUAAGGCAAUGCUGUUGCAAGACCUGGGCCCAGGGGGUAGUGAUUCAAUCUCAAUCUCAUCAAUGGCAGCCGCAGCAGGCACCAGUGAAGUGCAAGGACUUGGCAUGGAGGAAUUCCAUGGGUGCACCCUCCUCCAUCUUGCUUGUGAAACUGCAGAUAUUUGGAUGAUUGAGCUGCUCUUACAGUAUGGUGUAGCUGCGCUUUCUGGAAAUAGAAACUUUGAAUUGCGUGUUCACCCACUAACAAGAGCCAAUUACUUGGCUUCACCUCCCUUGGUUGUAGCUUACGCACUUUCGGCACGGUCGAAAUCGACUUCGAAAACGAACCAACGGGAGCACAAAGGACGUAAAGAAUGCCUACUUUAG
Messenger RNA from Lactuca saligna, 399 nucleotides. The record is from the annotation of a GenBank genome assembly. Lineage: Eukaryota; Viridiplantae; Streptophyta; Magnoliopsida; Asterales; Asteraceae.